AUGGCGGACGGCGAGGGCGGCGCCGACGGCCUGGCGGAGAGGCUCGCGGGGGCGGAGAUCGCCGCGGACGGUGGCGGCGGCGAGGAGCCGAGGGUCUCGAAGAACGCCCAGAAGAAAGAGGAGAAGAGGAGGAAGCAGGAGGAGCAGCGCCGGCUCAAGGAGGAAGAGAAGAAGAACAAGGCGGCUGCUGCGGCGGCGGCCGGUGGAGCGCCCCAGCAGGCGGCUGCGGCAGCCGAUGAUGAGGACAUGGAUCCUACUCAAUAUUACGAGAACAGGCUCAGGACCCUUGAUGCACUCAAGGCCGGGGGUGCCAACCCCUAUCCGCAUAAGUUCCUAGCUAGCAUCUCUGUGCCUGGAUAUAUUGAGAAAUACAAGGGCCUUAAUGAGGGGGAGAAGCUUGCUGAUGUUACAGAGUGUCUAGCAGGGAGGAUCAUGAACAAGAGAACAUCAUCUUCUAAGCUCUUAUUUUAUGAUCUUUAUGGUGAUGGCGUGAAGGUUCAAGUAAUGGCUGAUGCCAGGACCUCGGAGUUGGAAGAUACUGAAUUCUCUAGUUUCCAUUCUGGUGUGAAGCGAGGGGAUAUUGUUGGUAUAUGUGGAAUUCCAGGAAAAAGCAAUAGAGGGGAGCUCAGUGUAUUCCCACGGAAAUUUGUUGUGCUCUCUCCUUGUCUUCAUAUGAUGCCCCGGCAGAAGAGUGAAGGAAGUGCGGUGCCUACGCAAUGGGCCCCAGGAAUGUGUAGGGAUAUCGAAAAGUAUGUUUUGAGGGACCAGGAAACUCGUUAUCGUCAACGAUACCUUGAUCUUAUGGUAAACCAUGAAGUGAGACAUAUCUUCAAGACCCGAUCCAAGAUUGUCUCGUUUAUUCGAAGGUUUCUUGAUGGACUUGAUUUUUUGGAGGUGGAGACUCCAAUGAUGAACAUGAUUGCCGGUGGAGCCGCUGCAAGGCCUUUUGUCACACACCAUAAUGAUCUAAACAUGAAGCUUUAUAUGCGUAUUGCACCUGAGCUUUAUCUGAAGGAAUUGGUUGUUGGUGGAUUGGACCGUGUCUAUGAAAUUGGGAAGCAGUUCAGGAAUGAAGGGAUUGAUUUAACACAUAAUCCUGAAUUCACAACAGUCGAGUUUUAUAUGGCGUAUGCAGAUUACAAUGACUUGAUGGAGCUUACUGAAGCCAUGAUAUCUGGUAUGGUUAAGGAGCUGACAGGUGGGUAUAAGAUAAAAUAUCAUGCCAAUGGAGUUGAUAAUCCACCGAUAGAGAUUGAUUUCACGCCUCCCUUUAGAAGGAUAGACAUGAUUGAAGGACUGGAGGCUAUGGCCAAACUGGAGAUACCAAAAGAUAUAUCCAGUGAUGAAACAAACAAGUAUCUGAUAGAUGCAUGUGCCAAGUAUGAUGUUAAAUGUCCACCUCCCCAGACAACAACACGGCUGCUUGACAAGCUAGUGGGCCAUUUCUUGGAGGAAACAUGUGUGAACCCAACAUUUAUUAUCAACCACCCAGAGAUAAUGAGUCCAUUGGCAAAGUGGCAUAGGUCCCGACCUGGGUUGACAGAAAGGUUUGAGCUCUUUGUUAACAAACACGAGGUGUGCAAUGCCUACACUGAGUUGAACGAUCCUGUUGUGCAAAGGCAACGGUUUGAGGAACAAUUAAAGGAUCGUCAAUCUGGUGAUGAUGAAGCUAUGGCUUUGGACGAAACAUUCUGCACUGCCCUCGAGUAUGGACUGCCUCCGACUGGUGGUUGGGGUUUGGGAAUUGAUCGCCUUACAAUGAUGCUGACAGAUUCCCAGAACAUCAAGGUUAGGUUAUUUCCAUUAUUUGUGUUCUUUCAUGCAGUGCAACACUUUUUGACUUGCAUUACGGAACUCAUCUUUCUGAUGCAUUUUCAGGAAGUUCUCCUGUUCCCGGCCAUGAAGCCCCAAGAGUAG
Triticum turgidum subsp. durum (durum wheat) is the source of this 1917-nucleotide messenger RNA. The record is from the annotation of a GenBank genome assembly. Lineage: Eukaryota; Viridiplantae; Streptophyta; Magnoliopsida; Poales; Poaceae.